Messenger RNA from Camelina sativa (false flax), 1036 nucleotides. The record is from RefSeq and is a predicted model, not a curated record. NCBI's taxonomy places the organism in Eukaryota, Viridiplantae, Streptophyta, Magnoliopsida, Brassicales, Brassicaceae.
AUGACAAACGACGAUGAUCGCGCGGAUGAGAAGAAGACGACGGUGUUGGCGGAUGUCGCGACGGCUAAGUUGUCCGACGAUGAAGAACAACGCAAAAGAAAAGGAAAAGCCAAGAUCGUGAUCGUCUCUAAGGAAUGCAAAGAAGAGAGCGAGAAGAAGAGCGAAGAGAAGAGAUGCUUCGAUCAUGUUCCAAGAAAGAUAAGGCGUACGCUAAGAUUCCCACAACCAGACUUUGAAAACCCUAAUGGGGCUUCUUCUUCAUCGCCUUGUUCUUCUUUGCCCUUUGAAAAUUCUUAUAGGCCUUCUACUUCUUCUUCCUCUUCUUCAUCGCCUUGUUCUUUUUUGAACUAUGAAAACUACAUGGCUAUGAUGAUGAGAAGACCACCAAACCCUACUUACCGAUCGUCUCCGUAUUCUCCCUUGACGGAUAGAACAAUCCCCGAGAGAUGUGGGCUGUCACAGAGGUGGGGUAUUAAUCGUGGAUUCAAUAAGAAACCUAGGGUUGCUUCUUUUUCAAGGAGAGAGAUGCCGCGGUGGCUUGUUCACGUGAUGAGAGACAUGAACGCACAAGACGCGACACUGAUCUUUGAGAAGACUCUGUUAGCAACUGAUCUCAACCCACAUCAGAGCCGUUUCUUAAUGCCUUUCGACUGUUUAAUCAGAAACGACUUCUUGACGCCUGAGGAGAGGAGUAUCGUAGAAGAAGAAGACAUGGACAUGGACAACGAUGAGAAGAUCGAAGUGGGAGCGCUUCUCGUCGAUCCAAGGUCUGUAAAGUGGGGUGUGGUUAUAAAGAGGUCGGAGAUGACGACGUGUUCAGGAAACAAAAGCUGGGGUUACUGUUUGGAUUGUGGUUGGAACGACAUCGUCAAUGCUAAUGAAUUCAAAGUCGGCGACAACAUCGUUGUUUGGUCGUUCAGGAGCCGUGGAGUCCUCUGCUUUGCCCUUGUUCUUGUUCCUCUUCCUCUUUUUCUCUAGCAAGUUUAUUUCUUGUGUUUCUGUUGAGGUCAUCAUAACUUGAUUGUAAAAUUCUAAA